This is a messenger RNA of Poecilia latipinna (sailfin molly), 4738 nucleotides long. It is a transcript of the gene wnt4, whose product is annotated as wingless-type MMTV integration site family, member 4. The coding region runs from base 837 to 1895 and encodes 352 amino acids. The transcript has 6 exons. The record is from RefSeq and is a predicted model, not a curated record. Gene Ontology annotation, molecular function: frizzled binding; cytokine activity. Gene Ontology annotation, biological process: canonical Wnt signaling pathway; multicellular organism development; neuron differentiation. Gene Ontology annotation, cellular component: extracellular region. NCBI's taxonomy places the organism in Eukaryota, Metazoa, Chordata, Actinopteri, Cyprinodontiformes, Poeciliidae.
ACAUGUAUACACACACACACACCACAUAGUAUGUCUAUCUUCACAAGUGCUUUGGAUUUACUUCUAUUAAUUUUUCAUUCAGGGUCAGCCUGACCACAAACACUAAUCAGAAUUUCUUCUUAUGGGUCCCGGCCUUUGGGACCUAUAAGGAGCAGUUGUUCUUCACAAGUUGAGUAUUUGUUGGAAAAAAUGAAUCUUACAAGGUGAGAAAUGCUAAAACACACUUACACACACACGCACAUAUAAACAACACUUCAGCGGCUCACUCAACCCGCCUACUUCAUCCCCCUCACGAAAACGAAGAUUUAAAAAAGAAGAAGAAGAAGAAAACCUCCCAUCCUGGUGGCAUACCUCUCCAUCCUGGCACCGCCCCUCAGCUAAAGUCAGCGCUCACGGUCUCUUCUCAUCAGACUUACGGAGAGACGGCGGCGUGUGUGCAGGGGGGCCGCUCAGGCUGUGCGCAUGUGGCAGGGCAGAGCCGACAGGACGGGACGGACUCAGCGUGUCAGACCGGCGCAGAAGGAGGAAGAGCUCGUUGACCUCUCCGCGCGCUUUCAGUAAUGCGCAGCAGAAAAGGAAAACAAACAGACUGAAAAACAUCAAGUUAAAAUUUCUUUCUUUUUUUUUUUUUCUUCCUUUUUUCUAAAUAUACUUCAUAUAUAUCUGAGCGCUCUGUGCCGUGGCGUGGAAGCUGCCUGUGGCAGAGGACGGGACGGGAUCCCCUGGAUGCGGGACGAUGGAUUAACAUCCCGCAGUCUGGUUUACUCUCCGUCCUUCGAGCCCCUCUUACCUGGGGAUUAUUCGGCCCGUCGGACCUCCAGUCUCUGCCUCUCGAGAUGAGUGAGGAUCUUGUUCUGCGCUGCGUCCUGAUGCUCUGCUGCGCGCUCCUCUCCGUCAGCGCCAGCAACUGGCUGUAUCUCGCCAAGCUGUCGUCAGUGGGGAGCAUCAGGGACGAGGAGACGUGCGAAAGGUUACGAGGCCUUAUCCAAAGACAGGUGCAGAUCUGUAAGCGCAGUGUGGAGGUGAUGGAUGCGGUCCGCCGUGGAGCACAGUUGGCCAUAGACGAGUGUCAGUUCCAGUUUCGCAACCGUCGAUGGAACUGUUCCACUCUGGAAACCAUGCCUGUGUUUGGCAAAGUAGUGACCCAAGGCACCCGUGAGGCAGCUUUUGUGUAUGCCAUCUCAGCAGCCAGUGUGGCAUUUGCGGUCACAAGGGCCUGCAGCAGCGGAGAGCUGGAAAAAUGUGGCUGUGACCACAACGUGCAUGGAGUCAGUCCAGAGGGUUUCCAAUGGUCAGGCUGCAGUGAUAACAUCGCAUACGGAGUGGCCUUCUCGCAGUCUUUUGUGGAUGUGAGAGAGAGGGGUAAAGGCCAGUCCUCCAGCCGCGCUCUCAUGAACCUGCACAACAACGAAGCUGGGAGAAAGGCCAUCUUGUCCCACAUGCGAGUGGAAUGCAAAUGCCAUGGUGUGUCAGGUUCCUGUGAGGUGAAGACCUGCUGGAAAGCCAUGCCACCAUUCCGCAAGGUUGGCAACAUCAUCAAGGAGAAAUUUGACGGCGCCACAGAGGUGGAGCAGCGCAAGGUGGGAUCUACCAAAGUCCUGGUGCCUCGCAAUUCCCAGUUCAAACCUCACACGGAUGAAGAUCUGGUCUACCUGGAGCCCAGUCCGGAUUUCUGUGACCAUGACCCACGUACGCCGGGUAUGUUGGGCACAGUGGGACGCCAGUGUAACAGAACGUCCAAGGCCAUCGACGGCUGUGAGCUGAUGUGCUGCGGCCGAGGCUUCCAGACCCAGGAAGUGGAGGUGGUGGACAGGUGUAGUUGUAAGUUCCACUGGUGCUGUUAUGUGAAAUGCAAACAGUGCCGCAAAAUGGUGGAGAUUCACACUUGCCGGUGAUGUAAUCUGCAGAGAGGGCCACGUUGAUGGACGGAAAGCUAAUAUCCUAUACGGCUCCUCAGUGACGGUCCAGAGGGAGCAAGGAGCUCUAUGAAACUCCCCCUUCUUCUGCUUUAAAACCAUCCCACCCUCCUAAAACAACAAUGGGCAAUGACUCUUUCAGGUCAACCAUCAUCACGCAAAUAUAUCCUGCUGUAGUAAUGGUUACUUCCAGUAACAGAGUCAGAUUUUUUUUUUUUAAAGAACAUCCAUUCUCUUCCUGUCCUCCCUCAUGCUCACAUUUGGUUUGUCACUGAUGCCUUUUAUUUUUAUAUUCUCUAACUUAUUUGUUGAGACUGAGGAGAUUGACAGAUGGUGGACACACAGAAGGAGACAAGUUGGGACAAGAAGUGACAAAUUUGGAACUGUGACUGUACAGCUGAGGGUGGAGGUGGGGUUGGGGAUCAGAAGGAGGGUUGCCUGCCCGCUGUGCUUGAUGAUGUUGCUGCUGCUUCCAGGACUCAUUUGGAGAGCUGGAUGUGAAAAAAGGGAGUCGGCGAGUCUGUCAGAGGACGCACCCGCACAACACAGAGAAACACAAACCUUCUGUGGAUCUUCUGUGGGUUCCUCAGUGUGCAUCAGUCCCUAACUGGCCACUGAAAUACCCUGACAUUGACACGCCCACUGGGUUCUUCCUCCAAUGAGGAUGAUGAAUAUAAUGAUGAUAAUGGAGAGGAAAAAGCCACUUUCGUCUCCUUCUUGUUUGUUUCAUAGCACUUGCAGGUGAUGGGUAUCGAACAAAUCUAACAUACAUACAUACACAGUAGGGGUGUAGCAAGAGGUCAUGCCAAGAAAUCUUGCAACGUUAAAACACUAUAAUGUUUCUGGCCUGAGUAAAGUCUGUAUCAUCUGGUAAGAUUAGUGUCAGUUUAUAAGAUAGGUUUCUGCAUAUGAAGAUGAGAGCUUAAGGACAGAACAUCUGUACCUACGGCUUCGUUUCCAUUAGAAAUGUGCACAAACAUUAAUAUUCUGCUAAUGUUGAAAAACAUAGUUGUAAGAAAACACUUAUUUCCAGAAGGUGGGAAAUGCAAUUAAAAUCACACGAGUGAGUCUGCUCACACAAUAAGUGAUUCAAAAUUAAGGUGGUGACGGAUGUACACACUGAUAAGAAAUAUAUUCAUAAUUCAGCCAUCAGAGGAGCGACAAACCCCUUAUACGUGGGAGCUUCUACAUCAGCUGUGUUUUGCGAAAUUGUAGUUGGCGAUUUUAUAGAAUAGCUCUGGAUUCAACUUGUUUGAAUGCCAAAAUCAACUUUUAAUGAACUGUGUGAUGCUUUGAGAGCUCUGGUGGAGCGAGCUGUGCACUGGCUAAAAAUACGAACUGCUGAAUGUAAACUGGAAUGAUCCGAACAAUACAAAAAAAGUGUUUCUUUUACAGUUUUGUGAAAUGCACAGAUUUGGAUACAAACAAAAAAUAUCCCUCAUUUUGGUGCAAACACUUUUCAUUGACAAACAUGAGGGUUUUUUUAUUGGUUUGUUUUCUUUAAUUUACUUUCAUAAUCCCAGUUGUGUUCAAUUUUAUGGUUAAUGGAAACUGAGCUACUUGUCUGAGACUCUUAUUUUGAAGAAAAUAAAUGCUUCUUAAGUUGCCUCAUUUUGUUAGCAGAUUUAAAAACAAAGACUUGUAACGAGGCUGGCCCAAAGCUUUGAAAAAAGCAUUGAAAAAAGCAUUUUAUUAGAAUCUAUUUAGAUAUAAGAAAGAGAUGAAAGUUGGCAUCUGCUUUGUAGAGACCCGUAAGCAUCAAACCAAAGUUGGGUUCACACGGCCCAAUGUCGUAAGAAAAUCUCUGGCUGUGAACCUGAGUAAGUGCUCUCUGGCCAUUAAGCAGGACAGAUGGACCAAAUGGUGAUUUAGCACUUGCACUACCAAAGACCAAGUAGUGUCAGAAACACUCUGGGAAAAUUGUGCAGCAUGGCUGCUACUCCAACCAACAUCUGAUUCUUGUCCUCUUUUGCACAAGCAUUAGAGCUACAACCGUCUCCUUUCGCUCUCCCUCUUUUCCGAGUCUGACUUCAAUAAUAAAGUCAAUAAAACCCACAACUUGGCCUGAUGGAACUGCCAUAAAAGAGUGGGGAUUCCAAGUUUUUCCUAAAAAUGAGCUAACAUCUUGCCUCAUUCUUGCAAUGUAGUCCAUUGUUCUGACCCGGCCGUCUUGCUACACCCCUAAUGCACAGUAAACGACGCCACAGAACAACACCUGCAUCCAGCCAUGACUGUCCAGGACACCUGAAAGUUUCUGUCUAAACAUUUACCAGAAUAGAUUUGUAAUGACUUGCUAUUAUUCCUGAAUAUCCUUUUGUGUUCUUUCGGAGUGAUGUUGACGUUAGUUGCCAUCUGUCAGAUUGUUAAGUUUGCUUCAUACAAACAUGAGUAACAUGCAUGUACCAGCCAACUCUCCAAAGACAAACACACACACAUUCACACCCAAAGGGGUCAUCCAGAGGGCAUGUUCCAAGAAUGACUGAAGCACUUUCUCUCCAAGCGCACAUAGAACCCUCGGCACACAGAAACAAGCAUUCAAAUGGAUAUUCACUUACCUUCUGUACAUGUAUUGCACUCAUUCACAUACACACACACACACACAACACACACACAUAAAGUUAUCAAUGCCACUGUCAGGACUUCCUGUACCACCACCAUAAAGCCAAGCUUCCCUAUAACGUGUUUAUAUCAUAGAGAUAAACUGUCAUUCUGUAAAGACACUGAAAAAGACCAUACUGCCUAUGAAUGUAUGCUGAUAAUGAAAUAUGAUGUUUUCAAGUUCAGUGUUGUCAUUUUUUUAAUAAAACAAAGAUUAUAUGGUG